AUGGGGGAUCAGCUCAGAGAAAUUUCGGCGCUGAAAGGUCAGCUCAAGUCCGCCAAGGCUUCCUUUGAAGCUCAAGCUUUGCAGCUGAAGUCUGUGGAAGGCGAGCUGGCAGAUCAUACUGACAAGGCCGAAGAGCAAGAGGUGAUGGUGAAGGAGAAGCAAAUUGCAAAACUGACUGCUGACACUAAGACACUGAAUGAGUUGAUGACCAAGGCAAUGGAGAGCAGGCAAGGCAUGGAAGUUCACCUGGAGGCGAAGGGGAGGGAGGUGGAGGAAAUAAAAGGCGGACUGAGGCAGGCAGAAGCGAAGGUUGCAGCGCUGGAGAAGGAGCUGUCAUGGAAGGACGGGAGGCUCAAGGCCGUGGAGGAAGAUGCUCAGGCGAAACAGCUGCAGGUAAAGCGAUUGGAGGGCCUAUUGGUGGAGGUGCAGCAACAGGUGGGGGUGGUGCAGCGUGAGAAGGAGGCUUGGAUGGGCCGGUUCUGGGCACUGGAGCAGGAGAAGACAUCAUUGGAUGCAGAAUUGUAUGAGCUGAGUCACCUGAUGCUGAUGAAGGAGAGGGAGGUGCAGGCAUUGCAAGCUGCUCAGGGCUACGGGCUGGAUUCUGACUGA
Molecule: messenger RNA, 609 nt
Organism: Closterium sp. Naga37s-1
Lineage: Eukaryota; Viridiplantae; Streptophyta; Zygnematophyceae; Desmidiales; Closteriaceae
Source: the annotation of a GenBank genome assembly